Staurois parvus is the source of this 391-nucleotide messenger RNA. The record is from the annotation of a GenBank genome assembly. NCBI's taxonomy places the organism in Eukaryota, Metazoa, Chordata, Amphibia, Anura, Ranidae.
UGAAGGUUUUUUACCUUCAUACAUUCUAUGCAUGAAGGUAAAAAACCUUCUGUGUGUAGAAUUCUCACCAGCCCUCUCAAUACUUACCUGAGCCCCAUCGAGAUCUAGCGCUGUCACGGGUCUCUGCCUCUUCAUUGAGAAGUAGGAGCCAUUUUCUCCCGCUGCUGUCAAUCAAAGCCAGUCAGCCAUUGAGGGGAUAGGGGGCGGGGCCAAGCCGCAGCUCCAUGUGUGAAUGGACACACGGAGCAGCAGGUGCCCCCAUAGCAAGCUGCUUGCCGUGAGGGCACCCAACAGAAAGGAGGAUCCAGAAGAGCCUGCGGUGGACCGGAGAAGAGGAAGAUCCAGGCUGCUCUGUGCAAAACAACUGCACACAGCAGGUAAGUAUAGACAU